This is a messenger RNA of Rhopalosiphum maidis (corn leaf aphid), 678 nucleotides long. Its product is annotated as replication initiator 1-like. Lineage: Eukaryota; Metazoa; Arthropoda; Insecta; Hemiptera; Aphididae. The record is from RefSeq and is a predicted model, not a curated record. The coding region runs from base 1 to 678 and encodes 225 amino acids. The transcript has a single exon.
AUGCUGUACUCACGUCCCAUGCCGGUGGCCGAUCACUUUAUGGCGUUCUGGGCCGACGCCGGCGGACAAACGGCCGGCGCAGACCUGGGCGAGGUGUGCGAAACGUGCUACGCACAUUGCGCCGGCGGCAAGACGGAACUGUGGCGGCACGCCCGAGACGAGCACGGUGCCGACCCGAACCUGUCGUGUCACGUGCCCGGCUGCGGCCGGCGGUUUUUCGCUGCGGCCAUGUGUGCCGACCACACCACGCACCACCGCGACGGCGGCUAUCAGCGGUCCGACGACGACGACGACCACCACCACCACCACCACGUCGCAGGCCCGAGUGGCCGACCGCCGUUGACGUGCGAACUGUGCGGCCGACUGUCCGUUAACCGGUCGGCGUACUACAAGCACGUAAGCGUGGUGCAUCCCGAGGCCCGGGCCGCCGUGUGCGGUGUGUGUCACUCGUACAAGGGUGACGUGUGGUCGCUCGUCGACCACGUGCGGAGCCGGCACGUCCUCGAGCUCGCCACUGCAGAGACGACCACCGCGGUUGGCGAUGGAUCCGACACGAAGCGGGUCCGCAGACGGAGUAUACGGUGCACCGUGUGCGGCAAGCGGUACGGCAACAACCGCAACAUGUUUGCUCACAGGCGGGUGCACGGCCUCGCCGACGAUCUUGUUCCGACGCACUGA